This is a messenger RNA of Penicillium mononematosum, 1275 nucleotides long. RefSeq lists its product as uncharacterized. NCBI's taxonomy places the organism in Eukaryota, Fungi, Ascomycota, Eurotiomycetes, Eurotiales, Aspergillaceae. The record is from RefSeq and is a predicted model, not a curated record. Bases 1 to 1275 code for a protein of 424 amino acids. The transcript has 2 exons.
AUGGCCCCCCUUGAGUUCCACACAACCACCCUUAUCAAUGAGACUGAGAAUCUUGAACUCAAGGACUAUUCCGCGAAGAUAGAAGAGUUCUUUGUGUACGACAUAGACGAAGGAGCCGAGAACUGUUAUACCUUGAAGUCCGAAGUCGUCUUAAGCCCCAAAUCCCUUGCCAGAAUUGUCGAGGAUUCCAAUGGUCUAUCCCUGAAGUACCGCUUCCACGGCAGCGAAGAAGAUGAGCAGACAAAGCUUGAGAAGAUCUCGGGUGGCCAUCAGGUUCAUCAAGAAGUCCGAACAAAUCCUCUCCAAGCCAACACCGCUCUGCAUCACUACUGUGGGAUCGCCGACAACGAUGCUGAGGACGCAGAAACGAUGCUCAAUGUUGGCAACGCGCCAGAGCUUUCCAGCUCAAAAGACCUGUUUUGGGAAAUGGUGAAUGGUCAGCCAAAGACAGAUGUAAAUGGUCAGACCGCCAAAGCAGGCCCAGGCCCGGCGCCUGUGAGUGGUACUUCGCCUCAGGGUGCAGCAAACGUCGUUAUGCUGUCAGGUCAGGCUCUAAAUAACCCCAGAUUUGCCCCCGCCACCCUCAAGGGCUACAAGGACAUGAUGAGCAUUUUAUCUCUGUUCAUGCUUCUUGCAUCAUUUGCCCUUGAGGAGGCUUCAAGAAAACUCGGACGCAAAAUUAGCCCAACUCAGGAUACCCCUCUUUACACGCAAACCAUUGCGGACGCAUACUUGAAGGCUCCCUUUGAUAAGACACUGAGAGGUAUCUUGAUUUGCUCAGCGGCAGGUGGAAACAGCAUCGAGAAGACCAUCCCGCGGGAUCAGGUGCAUAGAGACUUCCUAAGCGAGUUUGCAGAGGAUUUCAAAAUUGACGAAGACGCCUACAAAACUCUGGACAAGAUGCUGACCGAGUUCACGCGCUCGGUGGCUCGAGGGAAUGUUCAGGGGAGCCAAAAGGUCAACUUCGCCAUUGCCCGCCCAUGGAUCCCAAUCGAAAGAAUCCCGGGCUCGGGCUUUUCUAUGGUUAUUCCGAGGAUCAAAAUCUACUACAUCAGUGCGUCGUCUCGCAGCUUUACAGAGAUCGUUGGGGCGGGGAAGAAUCGCAGCAGUGAAGAGAAAGUGAAACUUGAAUUUCAGUAUACUGCGCAAAUAUGUGACCUGAAUGAAGAUGUCUGGGAUUGCCAGAAGGCGAAAAUCGAUAACGGUUUUAGGUACAUGACUGGGAAGAGCUUUGACGAAGUCCGGGACUCCACUGGCCAAACUGUGAUUAUUUGA